Babesia microti strain RI is the source of this 648-nucleotide messenger RNA. Its product is annotated as peptidylprolyl isomerase. Gene Ontology annotation, molecular function: peptidyl-prolyl cis-trans isomerase activity. The transcript has 2 exons. Lineage: Eukaryota; Apicomplexa; Aconoidasida; Piroplasmida; Babesiidae. Gene Ontology annotation, biological process: protein folding; protein peptidyl-prolyl isomerization. The coding region runs from base 1 to 648 and encodes 215 amino acids. The record is from RefSeq and is a predicted model, not a curated record.
AUGAUACAUAGGGCACAAAGUAUAUCAUCAUACUUUCCUCAAUUGCUAGCAUUCGUAUCAACGACAUAUACUCCUUUAACCAGAAAUUGUCACAAAUUUUCCUACAUAGGCCGAGCAGAUUUAUCUACCCAAUCCAAUAUGACGAAUCCCAAGUGUUUCUUUGACAUUUCCAUUGGCGGUCAAAAGAAGGGCCGUAUUGUAUUCACUUUAUUCGAGGAUAAAGUCCCCAAGACUGCCCAGAACUUUCUCCAUCUAUGCAUUGGCGACAAACAAUUCAAUGGAAAAACUUUACACUACAAGGGUUCGAUCUUCCAUAGAAUUAUUCCCAAUUUCAUGUGCCAGGGAGGAGAUAUCACCAACCACAACGGUACUGGUGGCCUAUCCAUUUACGGGCGUAACUUCAAUGAUGAAAACUUCUCCGUCCAGCAUUCAAAGGAGGGAUUACUUUCCAUGGCCAAUGCUGGGCCCAACACGAAUUCUUCCCAAUUCUUCAUCACAACAGUCAAGACUCCUUGGUUAGAUGGAAAACACGUCGUAUUUGGUGAAGUAACUGAGGGAAUGGAUAUUGUUAAGGCCAUGGACAGAGUUGGUACUUCGUCUGGAAAACCUCAAGAGAAGGUUGUCAUCGAAGAUUGUGGUCAGUUAUAA